This is a messenger RNA of Lactuca sativa (garden lettuce), 1417 nucleotides long. RefSeq names its product alcohol dehydrogenase-like 7. Gene Ontology annotation, molecular function: zinc ion binding; S-(hydroxymethyl)glutathione dehydrogenase [NAD(P)+] activity; alcohol dehydrogenase (NAD+) activity. The record is from RefSeq and is a predicted model, not a curated record. Gene Ontology annotation, cellular component: cytosol. Gene Ontology annotation, biological process: formaldehyde catabolic process. NCBI's taxonomy places the organism in Eukaryota, Viridiplantae, Streptophyta, Magnoliopsida, Asterales, Asteraceae.
UAGUACUCCUAACUCCUAAGUCCUAACAACUAUAAAACCCCAUAAUAGAAUCCAAAAAGGUACAACUGUGUUCAAGAAACAGACAAAAACAAAAGUUAACAACAGCAACUCCGAUUGACUAUGGACGGAAAAAGCUCUAACAACACUGCCGGAAAGCCUAUCCGGUGCCGAGCUGCGAUUGCUAGGAAACCAAGGGAGCCGUUGGUGAUAGAGGAAGUGAUAGUAGCCCCACCCAAACAUCGCGAAGUUCGAAUCAAAAUCAUAUGCACUACACUUUGUUAUAGCGAUGUUACCUUUUGGAAAUUGGAGCAUCCUCCUGCUAUUUUCCCCAGAAUACUCGGUCAUGAAGCAAUGGGGAUUGUAGAGAGUGUUGGUGAAGGUGUACAUGAAGUUGUUGAAGGCGACACUGUGAUCCCAAUCUUUUUGCCCGAUUGUGGUGAAUGUACAGAUUGUUUGUCCCAAAAAAGCAACCUAUGUACAAAAUUUCCUUUCAAAGUUUCCCCUUGGAUCGAUAGAGAAGAAACAAGCAGAUUCACAGACAUGAAUGGAGAAACUUUAUACCAUUUCUUGUUCGUAUCAAGUUUCAGUGAAUACACAGUGGUUGACAUUGCUCACAUAACUAAAAUUGAUCCAGCAACACCACCAAAUAGAGCUUGCCUCUUAAGUUGUGGUGUAUCAACUGGGGUUGGUGCUGCUUGGAAAACAGCAAAUGUGGAAGCUGGUAGUACAGUUGCUAUAUUCGGACUUGGUGCAAUUGGACUAGCGGUUGCUGAGGGAGCAAGGCUAUGUGGAGCUAAGAGGAUCAUUGGUAUUGAUGUGAAUCAAGACAAGUUUGAAAUAGGAAAGAAAUUUGGAGUUACUGAUUUUGUGAACUCACGUAACAUCGGGGACAAAACUGUCAGCCAGGUGAUAAUUGAGAUGACUGAUGGAGGUGCAGAUUAUUGCUUUGAGUGUGUUGGUUUGACUUCUCUUGUGCAUGAAGCUUAUGCUGCUUCUAGAAAGGGAUGGGGGAAAACGGUUGUGUUGGGAGUUGACCAACCAGGGGCAAUGUUGUCUUUUAGUUCUUUUGAGGUACUUCACAGUGGAAAAACUCUCAUGGGUUCACUUUUUGGAGGUGUCAAACCGAAAUCUGAUAUUCCAAUUCUUAUAAAACGUUACAUGGAUAAGGAACUACAAUUAGAUGAAUUUGUGACACAUGAGGUUGAGUUUGAUGAUAUCAACAAGGCUUUUGAUUUGCUUCUUGAAGGGAAGAGCUUAAGGUGUGUGAUUUGGAUGAAGAAAUGACCAAAAGUCAUGAAUUGGUCAUUGUUUUUUUCAUAAGUAUUACUUAACUAUUUGUAUUUGUGUUCAUGACUAUGUAUAACCCAAAAUUUAUAAAAUAAAUAAAUAAAUAUAUAACCAUGAGUUGGGAAAAACA